AUGGCCAAAGACUCGAACGCCGCACAGCGCCGGUCCAACAAAGCUCGACAACAAGCGAAAGGCAAGAAAGUGCAAGCUAAUGCACCUAAAAAGGAGCCUAAGACAUCAGAACUCGAGACAAGUACUGCACCACCUAACCUUGAUAAGCAAGAUGCACCUACACAGCUCGUGCUAGAACAGACAUUACAUGAACAGGAGGAUCAAAUCGCAGCUCUUCGCCAAAAGAAUGAAGCUUUACAAAACGAGCUUAAAGAAACGCAGCACACUCUUCAAGAAAGUCAUCGCGCUUUUGCUGACCAAAUGGUGGGCCUUUCUGCUAGUUUCGAUCAAGACAAGGAAGAAGCUUGCAAGCAGGUACGAACGGAACUGGAUCAAGUGCGUGCAGAACUAAACGUAUCACGAUAUAAAGAACGAGCCCUCACCGAGCAACUGCACGAGCUAGAGAACAAAAUACAGAUUGACGCUUCCGCAGCAUUGUCUCCAUUUACGGCUCUUAAAGACAUCCAAGCACAGCUACAUGAUGUUGUGGCCCAUGCUUCCAACCCUCCAAACGAAUCUUUUGCCAGUAUCGCUGAAUCCUUUGGCUAUACCCAGGACUCCGAAUACACCUUCGUUGAAAAGCUUCAUGCCGCGCAUCAUGCAAAAUAUACCAAUCUAUACUUGGCUACGAAGCAAGGAUUCCAGGCAUUGACAAAUGAAUUUACUCGUACGCUCACACAGAUGGAGCAGGCUCUUAAGGAUACGACGCCAGAUAAGAUGGAGAGCGUACUGCGUUCCGUGCGCGACUAUCAGGCACGUUUGAUGCAAGAGUGUCGCCACUUUAUUGGACCCGAGUCGAGAUGA
Messenger RNA from Malassezia restricta, 843 nucleotides. RefSeq lists its product as uncharacterized. The coding region runs from base 1 to 843 and encodes 280 amino acids. Lineage: Eukaryota; Fungi; Basidiomycota; Malasseziomycetes; Malasseziales; Malasseziaceae. The transcript is spliced from 4 exons. The record is from RefSeq and is a predicted model, not a curated record.